Molecule: messenger RNA, 2436 nt
Organism: Schistosoma curassoni
Lineage: Eukaryota; Metazoa; Platyhelminthes; Trematoda; Strigeidida; Schistosomatidae
Source: the annotation of a GenBank genome assembly
AUGGAUAAACAUGACUUCAAUGAGGUUACAAUAGAUACAUAUAAAAAAUGGAAACAUAUAUUUGGAAAAUUUAAUUUAAGUAUACGAAAAUCUAAAACAAAUACAAAUAUUUAUAAUGAUGAGAAUCCUAAUCAAUUCAUUAAACGAUUUAGUAAAUCAUUCCGAGAAUCGAAAUGGAAAACAAGAGAUAAUAUGGAUUCAUUAAAAUGUACUAAAGAAAUGGAAGAAAAGAAUAAACAAUUCGAUUUUGAAAAGCCUGAGUCAUACAAAGAGACAAAUUCUAUGAAGUGUAAUCCAUACUUUCAACAUACAUCUCAAAAUCGGUUUUAUAGUAGUAUGUAUAACCGCAAGUGCACCACUGAAUUAGUACGAAAUUCAAAAUAUUUAUUUGGAUCUCAAGAAAUAUCACCAAAAACCAAGCUAGCUCAAUAUGAUGUGAAUAUGGAGUUAAUGAAUAAAUUCCGAAUACUUGAAAUACGUGAAUUGGGAAGAGAACCGGUUAAUCGAAUGAAAGGAUGUAGAACUUCAGAAAAAUGUGUACAAACAUCACUAGUCGAAGAGCAGACCACAUUAACUGAGGAAAUGAAAGAUGUUACUAGCGAGCCAUCACCAUCUUCACAGUACUCUUCUGGUUACGUUUCAGAAGUCACAAAUUUAUUGAGUUCUCCAAAUUCUCUUGGAAGACCUGAAGUUGUAGAAAAGAAUAAUGAAAGUUUUGUGAAUACUCCAAAUAAACACCAUGAGGUUGAACCGCUUACAACUCCAAUAAACAAAUCUAACCAACCUUACGACAACGGAUGCUUCAAAAUACCACCACCACCACCGCCGCCCCCACCACCACCUCCACCCAUGUUUCUGCCACCCACAUCUGUUUCAUCAGCUUCAGGUUCUUUGACUCAUACUAUACCUGAAUCCCCAAUGCCGUACAAUAUGAAGCCGAAAAGAACGUUUUCUGCUCCGUUUAGGCUGAAGAAGGCCUGUGUAUCCCCAUUGAGCAAAUCUCGUUUGAAAGAAAAUUCUGUAUGGGUAUUUAUUGAUGAUAGUGAUUUAUUGAGUGAAGAAUUCGUCCGUCAACUUCAUAGAAGAUUUCGGAUCAAAGGAAAUAAAGCAAUGUCAUCAGAUAAAUUGGAAAUAGACUGUGGGAGUACUGUAACAUCUUUAUUCAAUACCCCAGGUUCAAAAACUAGCCAAAACCCACGAUUAUCAAUACAUUCGAAUGCAAACACGUCUAUAAGGAGAUCAAUACGUUUCGGAUCUCAGAGUCUUGCCUCUCGUACUCAAACAUUGGAUCUAUUGCCAGUGAAAGCAGCUCAGGCGAUAGCCAUAGCUAUGGCAUCAGCGCAUUUGAAUCCAGAGGACGUAGCUCGAUCUAUUAUUGAACUAAAGACAACAGUUAACCUUAGUCGCAACAAAUCCUUUCCAAAUGAGAAUACAAAACAUAAAAGUGAAGAUAAAUCGAGUUUCUUGACUAGUACAACAUCGUUCCAGUCGAUACCUGAAACUCUGUUAGAUACCCUAAUCAACUUUACACCCCAGAUGGACAUCAUACUAAAACUGUCUGAAUGUCAGUUGGAAACCUCGAAUCUCAUUGAAGCAGAGAAACUCCUUUACAUGAUAUCUCAACUUCGCCAUCGACUACCUGCUCAUCUCCAUGCUUUACGCAUGCUUCUCCAAUUCGAUACAACUGUUGAUCAAUUAAAGCAGGCACUUUCAUCUGCAUGUAAAUGUCUUUUCGAGAUAAGACAUUCUAAUUCCUUCUGUCAUGUCCUUUCAUGUGCUCUAGCUUUGAUUAAUGCUUUAAAUGCCACUAGACAAUGCUCAGUUAAUGAAUCUACUCAGUUACCAUCUGCUCACUCAGGCCUAACAGCUUCGCAUGGAUUCGUAAAACGUAAACCUUUUCUUGGUUUUGAAGUUAGAAAUCUAGUCCGACUGGCUGAUACUCGUGAUAUAACUAACCAAAGGAAUUUAAUCCAUUAUUUAGUAGAAUUAAUGGAACUCAAUUUUACUGAGGAAGCUCACUCAUGGUCUGAUGAAAUGCCUACAUUAGAUGCUGCACAAAGUUUAUACUGCGCAAAAACACUUGAAGAGAAACUGGUCGAAACGAAACGUGACGUUGCUCGUUUAGAAAUAGAUUUAAGAGGGGUUGGUGGAGUCGCAAACUCAAACAACACGGAAUGGGUUAUCAAAUCUAAUUCAGAUCCUAAAUCAGAUGCUUUUAAAGCAAAUUUAUGCUUUGGUUUAGUGGUGGGACAAUUUUUAGCUCAUGCAAUGCAAGAAUUAAUGUUACUGAGUGAAUUACACAAAACAUUUACCGAAAGAUAUAACGAGGUUGCUAAUUAUCUUGCUUUAGAUCAAGCAAAAUAUACUGCUGAUGAACUAUUUAAUGAUCUGAAAACAUUUAGAGAACUUUAUCGUAAAGCUUGUAUAUCUAAAUAA